UCUGCAAGGCUGGUACCUCCUAAAAUGGAACUAUUGGGACUUCUGCCGAUCCUUGUACCAUUCAUCCUCCUGGGAGGGAUCCAGGAAUCUGGGCUGGUGGCAGGGUUCUUUAUCAAGACAUGUCCCAACAUCAGAGUGAAAUGCGAAGUCCAGGAGAGGAGUGAGUGCACGAGGCACAGACACUGCCCGGACAAAAUGAAAUGCUGCCUGUUCAACUGUGGGAAGAAAUGUCUAGACCUCCGAAAAGAUGUGUGCAGCAUGCCAAAGGAAACCGGCCCCUGCAUGGCCUUCAUUCCACGCUGGUGGUACGAUAAAGAAAAAGAUAUCUGCACCAAAUUUAUCUACGGAGGUUGCCAAGGGAACAAUAACAACUUCCAGACGGAAGCUAUCUGCCUGGUCAUCUGUCAGGAGAGUAACUCAUAUCGCUGGCUCUUUUAA
Molecule: messenger RNA, 438 nt
Organism: Ochotona curzoniae (black-lipped pika)
Lineage: Eukaryota; Metazoa; Chordata; Mammalia; Lagomorpha; Ochotonidae
Product: WAP four-disulfide core domain protein 6A-like
Exons: 4
Coding region: 25-438 (137 amino acids)
Biological process (GO): negative regulation of peptidase activity
Cellular component (GO): extracellular region
Molecular function (GO): serine-type endopeptidase inhibitor activity
Source: RefSeq, a predicted model, not a curated record